Triticum dicoccoides is the source of this 1001-nucleotide messenger RNA. Its product is annotated as 4-hydroxyphenylacetaldehyde oxime monooxygenase-like. The record is from RefSeq and is a predicted model, not a curated record. Lineage: Eukaryota; Viridiplantae; Streptophyta; Magnoliopsida; Poales; Poaceae. Gene Ontology annotation, molecular function: iron ion binding; monooxygenase activity; oxidoreductase activity, acting on paired donors, with incorporation or reduction of molecular oxygen. The transcript has a single exon. The annotation marks the transcript as partial.
AGGUGACCAAGAAGGAGAUGGCGAUGCUCCUCCUCUCCCUUGGCCAAGAACGGCAAUGGCAGCUCCUCCUGGCCCUCCUCACCGUAGUUUUCCUUGUUGUUAUUGCGAGGAACUCGUCCUCGUCCAAGGCCAAGCAAGGGCUCAAGCACAAACUCCCACCGGGCCCGGCGAUGUUGCCAGUCCUGGGCAACCUGCACCAGGUGGGCGGGCUUCCGCACCGGAGCCUGCGGGAGCUAGCUCGGCGGCACGGGCCAGUGAUGCUGCUGUGGCUGGGCACGGUGAGGACGGUGGUUGUGUCUUCGGCGGAGACUGCGAAGGCGGUGAUGAAGACGCACGACGUAGAUUGCUGCAGCCGGCCGGCGUCCCCAGGACCCAAACGGCUGAGUUACGACCGCAAGAACCUGUUGUUCGCGCCUUAUGGCGUGUACUGGCGCGAGAUGCGGAAGCUCUUCAUGGUGGAGCUCCUCAGCAUGCGCCGCGUCAGGGCUGCCGCGUAUGCACGGGAGCAGCAGGUUGCCAAACUUGUGAGCAACCUGAGCCGCCUGGGCGGCAAACCGGUGGCCUUGAACGAGCACAUCUUUGGCCUCACGGACGGCAUCAUCGGCACGGUAGCGUUCGGCAGCGUAUACGGGGCUGACCAGUUCCCGCACAAGGGGCGCUUCCAGGAGGUGCUGGACGAGGCCAUGGACAUGAUGGCCAGCUUCUCUGCCGAGGACUUCUUCCCCGGCACCGGCGGCCGUCUCGUGGACCGCCUAACAGGCCUCUUGGGCCGCCGCGAGAGGGUCUUCAAGGAGCUGGACGCCUUCUUCGAGCUUAUUAUUGAGCAGCACCUGGACCCGGCACGCCCCAAGCCAGACAACGGCGGGGACCUCGUCGAUGUCCUCAUCGGCCUGUGGAAGGAGCAGCAUAGCACAGUGCGCUUCACCAAGGAUCACGUCAAGGCCAUCAUCCUGGUACGCAAUUCAGUUGGAUGUACUCUAUAUAUUCUGGUACAGAUCAAU